AUGUUCAAAUCCAAAGAAAAGCAAAAACACCCUGAAACCAUGGAAGAUACCUUCUCUUUAAUCCUUCAUGGCUGUAAGUUAGCUAAAGACCUUGAAUCGAACCUAGGGAAUUUGGCCAACCAGCCAGAGAUCCUUUCCAAGUCUUGCGAUGAUAUCAUAAAGAUAUUUGUUACUGCCAAGGAACGUUUAAAUGCUCUAGACCCGGCUUUGUUUACUCAUCACUUGCUCCGCCAACCUCAGAAUUCAUCAUCAUCAUCACAGCAGCAGCUGCGGACUGAUCCCAAUUUGCAGGAAUGGUUAAUGUAUGGUGGUGUUAUUACACAAGCAAUGGACAUGGUUCAGCAGCAGCUUUUUGCUGGAAAAACUCCAUUAGAAAUCAAUGAAAUGGGUGGUGUUGGUUCUGCUGCUUCUGCAGAAUUGAGGAGCAGCAUAGGAGGAGAGAUCCAGGCAGUGGACGUAUCAAAUUCUGCUAGAGCUUCUUCAUCCUCAUCGCAGCGACCGCGAAGAAGGAAGGAUGAUGAAGAGAAAAACACAAUUACAGUAGCGGCUCCUCAGAUAGGAAACAUUGACGUUCCACCCGAGGAUAACAACACUUGGCGAAAAUACGGGCAGAAAGAAAUUCUGGGUUCAAGGUAUCCUAGGGCAUACUACAGGUGCACACACCAAAAGUUGUACAACUGCCCUGCAAAGAAGCAAGUCCAGCGGCUGGACAAUGAUUUUCAUACAUUUAAAGUAACAUACAUUGGUCACCACACCUGCCACAUGUCAUCCACCGCACCUUCAAUUCCGCCACCACCCCCAGUAAUAGAAACAAGUAGACAAAAUCAGAUGAUGGUUACCGAUCAGCCUACGGUACCAACUUCUUCUUCUUCAUCAGUUCCUCUAGGUCUAGGAAGAUGGCUCUCAAUGGAAUUCAGCCUGGGCUCGGGGGGAAGUAGUAGUAGCGGUGCAGCAGGUGGCUCCACCACAGGCAACCGAUAUGGAAGGGAUAUUGUUGACUAUCCGGCAGUGGCGGAUAUGGCAGAUGCAAUGUUUAAUUCUGGUAGCAGCAGCAGCAAUAGCAUGGAUUUUAUUUUUCCUUCCGUGGAAGACAAAUGGGAGGCAGGUGCCGGAGACAAGAAAAAUAUUUGACGACAUUUGCUAAUUAUUCAUUGAUUGCAUGGCGACUAAUCUUUCAUUAGCUAUUGCAAUGUGUGCGUAUAACAUGACCUAGCUGGCUGUUCAGUUUGCUUGAAAGAUGAAUUUUGCCGCUUCAUCCUUUAUGGUUUUUAGCAUAACAAUUUCCACACAAUAAACCUGAUGUAGUUAGGCUUAGGUUACACAGAUUUAAUUUGUUGGUCAUUUUAAAAAUUUUGCUUGAUUUUUGAAUUUCUUGUAACUU
Durio zibethinus is the source of this 1381-nucleotide messenger RNA. RefSeq names its product WRKY DNA-binding protein 55 (gene WRKY55). Gene Ontology annotation, molecular function: DNA-binding transcription factor activity; sequence-specific DNA binding. The record is from RefSeq and is a predicted model, not a curated record. Gene Ontology annotation, biological process: regulation of DNA-templated transcription. NCBI's taxonomy places the organism in Eukaryota, Viridiplantae, Streptophyta, Magnoliopsida, Malvales, Malvaceae.